This is a messenger RNA of Cladophialophora bantiana CBS 173.52, 3975 nucleotides long. RefSeq lists its product as uncharacterized. The record is from RefSeq and is a predicted model, not a curated record. The coding region runs from base 1 to 3975 and encodes 1324 amino acids. The transcript is spliced from 11 exons. Lineage: Eukaryota; Fungi; Ascomycota; Eurotiomycetes; Chaetothyriales; Herpotrichiellaceae.
AUGAUCACGCCUGUGUGGGACACGUUUCCUGCACAGUUAAUGCCUGGGUUCACCUCGCUAAUGUUAAAGCUACGUGACGGCUGUGACCAGACUGAAUUCCUCGACGAAAUGAGAUCAAUGGACCCCAGAUACUUAUUAUUCCUGAGGAAUUUGAAGGAAAUCUCUAUUACAGGCUCGCCUCCAGAUAACCCCACGUGGUCAAGCAUUCUGCGUCGGAGUGAGGUUCAAACUAGUGACGAAGCUCGUCGUACGACAACUUUGAGCUACGAUGAUAAGUCUGUGACUUACUUGGUCUGUCAGCAUAUUGCUAAUUCCCUGCCGUACGAGCUGAAACGCGGUGGGCGCGAGAAAUUCGCUAUUUUGUUGGCAUAUCCGGAAAUCGUUACUCAAGAGACCACUCUUGAGCCACAGCAGUUUCUCAUUCACGCUGACUUUCUGCUCAUCGCGAAUCGUGAGAACAUCGACAGCUCGUCCCAAUGGAACACCACACUUCGCGAAGCUAUUCUGGAUGCAUUCUUAGAAGAUGUUCGCCAUUUCCAUGACACAUACGUACCGAAACAUUUUAGAGACGAGAGCAACCUGCCCAUGGUUUUAAGCGUAACAACGAAAUCAAAAUACUUGUCGCACAAGUACUCGGAGUCUGAUAGCAAGCGUCUUAUGGACAUUGGCGUCACCACGCUGUUUGGAAAAGAGUUUCUUGGGGACCUCAAAACCUCUCUCUCAACCUGCGAUGCUGCCAUGCCCGAAGCGUGGCACUCCAAUAUAGCGAGGGUCCUGCUUCCAUUAAUUUCUAAUUUCGAACAAGCAAUAUCCGAACUCCCCAUCAUUCUGUUGAGUGACCAACGCCGGGUUGCAGCAUCUUCAGGUACAAUGUUCUUUCCGGAGAACAGAAUGGAUCAUCCAAUUCCACCAGGGAUUGAGGUAUUUGAGGUUCACCGAGACAUCCAAACCGAUCGCGAUUGUGAACGACUAUACACAAACCUCCGAGUCAAGCUGGUUUCCAUCCCUGCUGUCCAAGAAUUGAUUUUGGAGAAGCACUCACACCAGUUCCCAGAGCCAGCGCCGCCCCGUCUGAGUUAUCAUCCCAGACAAUCUAUCUCUUCAAGUCAGGGUGGAAGAAACCAACCAACCAGGUUCAGUUUUGGGUCGCCACAAAGACCGGAGCACUACAUCGUUCACGGGAGGUGCGAUCUUCCGCGGUGGAGAGCUUGGCUGAACGAACAACUUGGCAUGUGGAAGAUCCCCCGUCUUGUCAAGGAUUCUAGCAACAUUAUCAACGCAGAGUUGUCAGAAGACUUUCGCCGUGUUCUUGAGAAGCACCAUUCCCGGCAGUUCUUAGUGCUUCUGAAGGAGAAUUGGGCUAAAUGCUCUCAGCAUUUCCCCCGAAAUCAGCCUAUAACUCUGCAAUCUCAGUUGGCAUCAGUGUUUGUCCUUUGUAGUGAUGGCGAACGGCAUAAGUUGGAAACUCCAUCUACGGGAUGCUUCAUGCCAGAGAAUUUCCGCUCGGAAUACUCCUUCCUUCAGCCAGUGCUUGACAUUCCAAACCCGCAAGACCCCGGAUGGACUUUUCUAAAAGUGUUCGGAGUAAUCAUCAAUGAUGAUCUUAAUACCUAUCUCGGCAUCCUCAGGAGCAUUCAAGGCCGUGAAGUCUCCGUCGAGUCCGUGCGUUGGCUAUACGAUAAAAUUCAGGGUCGAUGUGAUGACAAUCCGACCCUUGUGUGUGACGAGUUCCAGCAGAACAAUCACGUUUACAUACCGAGUUCCUCUACUGAUGAAUGUCCACGUUGGGUCACGCUUAGCAACUGCGUGUGGAUAGGUCCUGGAUGCCUUACACAGUCCCAUGAGCUCAGCAAAAUCCAUGCCGACCACAGAAUACUCUUUAUGAAACACCUCAAGGUCAAAGAUGCCGAACUCGAAACUCUGGCAUCGGAAGCCAGGGCAGUCACAUCUUUCCCUUCUCUGUCGCAUAUCACUGACGUAUUCAAAGAGCUCAACAGAACUUCGCCCGACUCAGUAUCUAUGGAAGUUACGAACACAAUACAGAGUCUUCUAGCUCUCAGAAUCUUUCCGCUUGAUGAAGGAGGUGGCUCCGAUAGAGGCUUUGACGAGCUCUCCUCCGGCAUAAGAGAAUCCGAAUGGUACAUCGUCGAUCAAGCUCGCCUUCGGCAGUGCUUUCAAGGUGUAGUAUCUUUACCGGCUUUCACAGUGGAAGACGUGCAGAAAGCCACAAAAUUUAGUGGAGGAAAUGCAAGAGGCGAGGAGACUGACAUGCUAUGCCGUGGAAAGGCCAAGUUUUUCGACCGUCUGAUGCCUGACUCCGUACCAAGAAGGCAAGAGAUUCUGCACCGUUUGGAGAAUGUGGAAGUUUGGCACGCGGACAUUAUACUCCUAGGAUGGAGCGUCAAGACAAUCAGUCCUGCAUCGGGCAUUGCCCAUCAAGAAAACAAAUACCUGCUCGCUUCACCGCUAGUCACCUGGUCCCAAUACCAGAGCUCGUCUCCCUCCUGCUUCGCGUCCUGGAGCUAUUCGACACUAAAUUUCAUAUUUGUAGAUGCUCCAGACGAAGGCGACAAUCGGAACGAGAUCUUCUCUGCGCUUGAAGAGCUGGUCGGCUGCCCUAACACCAGUAUCAGACUCCAGCUCACCCGCUCCGGCAGAGUCGAGCUUGACAUCAGACUCCGAUUCGACCGAUACAACUUCCAUCGAGAGGUACUUUCGCCAACAGUGGAUAAUGAUAUUUCAAUACACGUAAAAGGUCUGAUGGAAGAAGACCCAAGGGGACGGUACAAGAAAUUGCGGCAGAGCACCAAAGAUCGCAUCGUGCACGAUAUGAAAGCAAAAGCCAGAGGCAUGUUCGUCUGGGCACAGUGUCAGUUAGAGCAGCUUUCGCGUAGCAUGUAUCCUUUCGAUCAUAAACGGGCUCUCUGGGCAUUGACCUGGCUGGCAGCGUUGUAUGGGUCCACGACUCUGGGGAUGCUUGCCGAAUCAUUCACCCUAGACCUUUACACUUUUGAAAUCGAUGAGAGCGAUCGAUUGGACGAUGCAGAAGAUAUCCUGGACGUUUGCUGGAGCCUAGUCUCAAUCUCGGACAUUGAAGAUAGGCCGAUUCACUGGAAAAUCAUGCUGGCACAUUUUACGGUUGUGCAGUAUCUGAUGUCACCCCAAGCCAGGUCCUUCAGACUCAUCCGAUGGGAUCUAACGGACCGUGAAGCCGAGGAAAUGCACAUUCUCGCCUAUACCUCCCUGUCGGUCUUUUGUUAUCUUCAAGAUCCAGGUGUUGAAACGGCCACCCUGCCUUUUUUGAUCAGAACUCUGCAGAACUCGCAGGGCUUUACUUAUUACGAAAAGAACUGUUCUCUGUUGGAGGCCUGGGAAAGUCUCGAAUCACAGGACUUUCCCAUAGGGUUCUCCCUUACAGAUAUCCCACUUCGAUCGGAUCUGACGAAAUACAAGAACCUCGACAGUCUGCUAGCAAUUAAUCACGGAUCAAGCGUUGUCUCGAAAGCUGUCGCAUAUGGUUUGCUUGACUUCGCCUGGGGCUUGAUUGGUGCUGGAAUAGACUGUGAUACAUACGAUUCUAACAUGCAGACGCCUCUGGAACUUCUAGUGUGGGCUAGCCCUGACAAACAUUUCCAGAGGCUUUUGAACCUUGUCCGGUCGAAUUUUGAGGACACCGAACCAAACAGUCAACCUGAUGCUCAAGGUAUUUGGAAAAUCAAACACAAAUAUCUUGGAGACAAGGCUGCUCACAGCAAUCAAACAGACGCCCCCGACCGGUUCGACAAAAUCCUCGAAGCAAUCAAGCACUGUCUGUUAAAUGUUGGACAGAAUGAGACAAUCAGAGCACGAUUCCAGAAAAUCAUGACUUUGGCGUCGAUCUUUAACUUCCAGGUCGCUAAUGAAGGCGCGUUCCAGACAUUGCUGGAUGUUGUUCGUCAAGGCCAUGGAUUUGAUCACGGCUCACAGAACUGUUAG